Alternaria alternata is the source of this 1361-nucleotide messenger RNA. RefSeq names its product alpha-L RNA-binding motif-containing protein. NCBI's taxonomy places the organism in Eukaryota, Fungi, Ascomycota, Dothideomycetes, Pleosporales, Pleosporaceae. Bases 8 to 1273 code for a protein of 421 amino acids. Gene Ontology annotation, molecular function: structural constituent of ribosome; rRNA binding. Gene Ontology annotation, cellular component: mitochondrial small ribosomal subunit. The record is from RefSeq and is a predicted model, not a curated record. The transcript is spliced from 3 exons. Gene Ontology annotation, biological process: positive regulation of translational fidelity.
CUUCACCAUGCCGAGGAAGAAGCCGAGGUUCCAUUCGCUGAAGAAGCUGAACGUCCGCCAGAACUGGUCACGAUGGUCAUUAUACGCUCUAUCACAACUUAAGGCUCCAAACGUCGUCAGUCGAACGUAUUUCCAGCAAAAAUGGACGGCCAAGGCAUCUACAAGAGCAUACCAUGGCGAACACAUACGAGAGAAGAAGUGGAAGCACAUGUUCAAGCGGAACCUGCCAGCGGUAGUGGCCAUGGACCAUAGAUAUCUUGCCCGGCACGAUGGUUCAGAACAGGCGGCUGGACGAGGAAUGGGUGCAGAUUCGCCGGACAAGGCGAGGACACCACCAAUGACACCAUACAUGCAAAUGGCAUACUACCCAUUGGAGAGGAGAUUGGACACAGCCAUCUUCCGGGCGCUGUUCGCAAGCAGUGUCCGACAGGCCAGGCAAUUCGUUGUCCACGGCUUAGUCAAGGUCAAUGGCAAGAAGAUGGUCUACCCCGGUUACGCACUCAACCCAGGCGACAUGUUCCAAGUCGAGCCCUCCUCCGUCAUGUUCGCAACUGGUGCCCCAAAAGAACGCUCAUCGACUGCACGUCGUAUCGCUAAAGAAAAGGCCGCCGCCCGUGCCGAAGCCCGCGAGCAAAGUGGUGGACAGACGCCUAAGCAACAGAAAGAUGACGACAUCGUCAUCUCCUCGUCCACACGCGAAGAACCCACACCCACCGAGCUGAAGAAGCAGCUACAGGACUUGAUGGAGCAAGUUGACGGUGUCCUUGCCGAAGACGUCAAAGCCAAAGACAAGCAAAAGUUCCGAGCUUUCCGCCAGAGCGUUAAGAAAGCAAUAAGUCUAUGGCGCACCGCAAACCCAGAGACCAUCUCCACACUCGACACACAAUUCGAAUUCCUCAAACACCAAAUCGCCGAGCGCUCCGCUGCCCUUACAUCGUCCUCUCCUAAAGACGCGUCUAUCGCCGAACCCCUCAUCUCAGAAGAAGACCAAGCGCGUCUCCGCUCCGCCUUCGAGAAACUCAGACUAGAAACUGAACACACAUCGGCGUGGAACAGGCGGGAUGCUCAAGCGCCUUACGCGACGCCAUGGCGGCCUAGGGACUACAUGAGCGCGUUUGCCUUUAUCCCGCGGUAUCUCGAGGUCAACCAGAACAUCUGCGCUGCUGUGUACCUGAGACACCCGGUCGCCAGACCGGGUUUGGCUGAGGUACCGACGCCGUUCCACAUUGAGACAGGUCAGUUGGCGUUCAACUGGUACCUGCGGAACCGGUAAAGCGGGCGAUUGUGGGGAACGUACUUGUACAUUAUGUAGAUAGGCCGCUCAGAGCGGAGCUGAAUUACAAUUGUAUAACAUAACCGCC